CCACAACUGCGCAUCUGCUUCUUUUCCAAAAGCCCACGAUAAGAUUCUUUUGCUCUCGUCAUCUUCACCAUCUUUGCUGCUACUUCACUCUCUACUAGAUUUUGCCUUCUCGAACCUCGAUCAUGCCAGUCUACUAGACCCCUUGUCCCAAAUAUCCAAUCUGUAAACAACCUGGUUGCUAUCACUCCUUGCCAACUUUCCGCACCAUGGCUCAACUCUUUCCCUUCCGCGACAUCAACGUCCAUGCCUCUGUCUCUCACUACGCCUUCACUUCCCCUUCCACCCCCUCUGCGCCUACCUUGGUUGUCGAGCGCCCGUCCGGCGACAUUAGACUCAAUGACGGCUCUCUCCUCGGGGCUAAACGAGUCUCUAGCAUUGCUGGCAUCUUGGGCAUAAUAAAAUUGAAACUGGACAAGUAUGUCAUCGUUAUCACGAAAGCCCAGCCCAUGGGGAGAUUGCGCGGACAUAUGAUCUAUAAGGUUGUCGCAACUGAAUUCCUCCCUUUGCGAGAACGGCCAGUCCACGAUCCAGAUGAAGACACAUACCUCACAUAUCUCAAGGCCCUACUCGCCAAAGGCCCCAUGUAUUUCUCCUACUCCCACGAUGUCACUUCCAGCUUUCAACGCCAGUCCAAUACCGAUCUUUCCCAGCCCCUGUGGAGACGUGCCGAUGAUCGCUUUUUCUGGAACAGAUUCAUCCAGACCGACCUCAUCGAUUUUCGUACCGGUGGCGGCGCAGGUUCCGCGAUCCGUGGUCAGCCUCAGCCUGGCGUAGACCCGUAUAUCCUUCCCGUCAUGUUUGGCAUGCUUCGAAUUACCCCAGCAAAAAUCAAAUCCACUAGCUUUACCUUUGCCCUCAUCACCAGACGGUCGAGAUUCCGUGGAGGGACCAGGUAUUUCUCUCGUGGAAUCGAUGACCAGGGUCACGUCUCCAAUUUCAAUGAAACCGAACAAAUUGCCAUUCUCAAUGAUGCCUCUGGCCAACCAACUGGUUACGCAGGCGGCUCCGGUGUUCAGAAUGGCAAGGUGGGGGCUCAACCAUCAGAAUCUCAAGUUCUGUCAUAUGUGCAAACUCGAGGCAGUGUUCCUGUCUAUUGGGCAGAAAUCAACGACCUUCAUUAUACCCCCAAACUCCAGAUCAGAGGCGUUGAGACCGCCGUAGAGGCCGCUCGAAAGCACUUCGACGAGCAGAUCCGAACCUAUGGCGAAAACUACCUUGUCAACCUUGUCAAUCAGCGUGGAAGGGAAGAACGGGUUAAGAAAGCGUAUGAGCAAGUUGUCCGUAUCUUGGUCAAUUCUCCCCAAGAAUCCACCGAGGGCGAUCGACGUACCGACGAGAAGUUCCGCGAGAUAAAUCCUUCCACCCAACACCAGAGUAUGGACAAAUUGCACUAUGUCUAUUUUGACUUCCACAACGAGACAAAGGGUCUCAAGUGGCACCGCGCCGAGUUACUAAUGGACGAGCUUAUCGAUGGCUUAAGAAUGGGCCAGUAUUUCAGAGGCGCCGAGAAUCCUGGGUCUCCUUCCGGCGCCCUUGAAGUUCGCACACAACAAAGUGCUGUCGUGAGAACGAAUUGCAUGGACUGCCUCGAUCGAACAAAUGUCGUGCAAAGUAUGCUGGGACGAUGGGCUUUGACGCAACAGUUUCAGGAUAUUGGCAUUCUACACAAGGGCGAAAAGGCUGGCGAUGAUGUCACUUUUGAAUUCCUCUUCCGAAACAUGUGGGCUGAUAAUGCCGACGUUGUGUCCAACGCCUACUCAGGCACUGGUGCCUUGAAGACAGACUUCACUCGGACUGGCAAACGUACAAGGGCUGGUAUGCUACAGGACCUCAACAACUCCUGUACUCGAUAUGUGCGAAACAAUUUCCUAGACGGCCCACGACAAGAUGGCUUUGACCUGUUCUUGGGCACAUAUCUGCCAUCUUCCUCAGGCGCCGGCUCUUCAUUGCAGACAAAAGACCGGCGACCACUCAUCAUCCAGGCCGUACCAUACAUCCUGGCAGCCUCCAUCUUCAUCGUCAUCAUCUCUCUAAUCACUCGACGACCCCCCAACGCCGCAAUCUGGCCCCUGCGCAUCUUUACCAUUCUGUGCCUGGCCAUUGCUGCCUGGUCUUUCCAGUUCAUCUACGGCCAUGGCCUGCUCUACGUCAACUGGCCCAAACUCAAUACGCCGGCCUAUGCCGUCGAAGGCUACUCCUCCGCCCUCCACCGUGCCCAGAAAGAUCCCGUCAUUGGCUCGCUCAUCGCUGUCGCUCAUGUCAACGACCGUCGUGCCCGCAACAUCAGUAUGGCCAAUGUUGGUUUUAUGGAGGAGGGCAAGAAGAGGAUAGAAUAGUUCAAACUCUAGAUCACCCAAUUAGCGCACUUGGUCGACUCAAUUUGCGGUGGAAUAAUGAAGUCUAUUUCCGGUUCCGAUUAUUGCCUCCAUGUAGAGGUCAGGUUUUGAGAUGAUAUCAAAUCACAUCUUCCUCCUUUUGAAUAACCAGAAAGUGAUCCAAC
Exophiala mesophila is the source of this 2500-nucleotide messenger RNA. RefSeq lists its product as uncharacterized. Gene Ontology annotation, biological process: phosphatidylinositol dephosphorylation. The record is from RefSeq and is a predicted model, not a curated record. The transcript has 2 exons. NCBI's taxonomy places the organism in Eukaryota, Fungi, Ascomycota, Eurotiomycetes, Chaetothyriales, Herpotrichiellaceae. The coding region runs from base 207 to 2336 and encodes 709 amino acids. Gene Ontology annotation, molecular function: phosphatidylinositol-4-phosphate phosphatase activity. Gene Ontology annotation, cellular component: endoplasmic reticulum.